UCGUUGUGGUCAACAAAACAUCCUUCUCAAGCUUAUCAGGCGCCUACCUGGACGACAUCACUCCUACGGCAACACCUUCCGCUCCCCCCGUUCCGCCAUGCUCAAAAUCGCCCUCACCCUCAACGGCACCGGCACCCUUGUCGGCUCCACAUCCGGUUUCAUCCUCACGGGCGAGGCUACUUUCAGCCGUCUGCAGCUGUACGCACCGGUUGGAAGCCAGACGCUGCACGUGAAGCCCACAAGCGCGUCGUACGAUCCGGAGCUGUACCACGCGGCCGUGACGCUGAAUACGCUGCCGUGCGCGACGAAGGGGAUGGAGGAGAAGGUGGUGGAGGCGAGUCCGUGGGCGGCGUGUGUGCUGUCGGUGUGUGCGGGCGGGUGUUUGUCGGAUUAUGGGUAUUGUCGGGAUAACUUCUGCAUAUGCACGGCGGCGGAUCGUGAAGGGAUCAACUGUGGCCUCAAAAAAGGCAGCCGCGACGCCGUCAGCCUAACCCUCCCCUCCACCUGGGUCCCCAACGCCGUAAACCGAGACAAACUCCUAUCCUCCAUCACAGCCAGCCUGAACGGGACAGCUACGGCCGAGUUCCGCUCCUACACCAGCACCCAAUCCGCCAACAGCACGAUUCAACGACGCGGCACAUCCACUAAUGUCUUUACAUUCGCCCUGCUUGAUACGCGCGGGCAGUAUAUCGAGAGCAAAGCGCUGGCGACGUACGGUGCCGCUACCGUCAAUGCGCUUCCGGGAGUUGUGAGUGGGAGCGUGAGCGUGAACACGGUGGAGUCACCCAAGGUCGUAGUGGCGAGCAGGGAUGCUGUCAGUAUCGUCUUCAUGGUACUUGCGGCGGUAUCCAUCGCCACGUCAGUUGCGAUUUCUGUGUUCUUGGUGGUGUAUCGUGAUGAUAAGGCAGUCAAAGCGUCGUCAAUCCUUUUCAGCCAACAGAUCAUCUUUGGCGUCACGCUUGGCUACGCUCUGAUUUUUCUCGAUAUCGGCGAGCCAACGAAGGCGACCUGCAUUUCACAAGUAUGGGUUGGCGGGCUUGCUUUUACACUCGCUGUCGGAAACCUCAUCGGCAAAAACUGGCGCAUCUACAAGAUCUUCACGACGACGGGCAAGUCUAAGGCGGUGAAGGACAAAGAUGUACUGAUCCUCGUCAUGGGAAUCAUGCUUUUGGAAAUCGCCAUCGACGCGAUAUGGACAGGACUAGCCCCACUCGAGCCAGUGCUAAAAUCUAACGACUCAAGCCGAUUCUACAUGUGCGACUCCGAUGCGGCGGCAAACUCGGCCAUGACGAUUAUUGCGCUGACCUACAAAGUGAUUCUUUUGCUCAUCGUCUGCGGGCUGGCGUUUCUGACGCGAGGCGUGGAUGUGCUGUAUAGCGAGAGCAAGGCCAUUGGGGUGUCUUCAUGUAAGUGUGAUGUCCGGUUCUCGAUCCUCAUUUAUCCCUGCUUGACGGAUCUCCUCACCCCUUUCUACAGAUACGAUGCUCCUAUCCGGCCUAAUCAUCAUCCCCCUCGUCUUCCUCCCCCAAACAACCUCCAAAUCCUCCUUCUACCUCAAAUCAACCGGUAUCCUCAUCUCAGGCCUCGUAACAACCUUCUCCCUCUUCUGGCCCAAACUCUGGCUCGCCGUCUUCACCGACAUGACUACACGGAGCAUUUCCCGAACGUCCAAGCGGCGCGGGAGCAGGAAAGCGCGAUCGCAGACGGGCGGCGGGCAGAGAGGGUCGAUUAUCUCGGGGGAGAGCGCGCGGUCCGGCAGCACCACGCAGUACCAGGGGCAGCCGACGGAGGAGGAUACGAGGGUUGUGCAGACGCCGGCGGACUGCUCGUUGUAUGUGAGGAGUGGGCUUGUGGGGAGGUUUCAGGCGGGCGAGAUUUGGAUGGAUAUCGAGACGAAUAUUAUUUUCGUUUGGCGGGUGUCAAAGGAGGGGACGCGGGGAGAUAUCCCAACUUCAGGCGUAUCCUUCCGCCUACAACAUCUGAAACUCUGCAGCUGGGACCAAUCCGACAACUUCCUGCUACUCCAAGCCGGCGAAAACAGCUUACAGCUGACGUUCGCCAAGAGUGGGGUACUGCGUUCGUACGUGGCCGAGAUUCAGGCGCGGAUUGGUGAGUUUGAACUUUCGCAAGUGGGGAUAGUGACGGCCAAAGCUGACCCAAAGAUUUCAUUUGC
Fimicolochytrium jonesii is the source of this 2173-nucleotide messenger RNA. Its product is annotated as 7 transmembrane sweet-taste receptor of 3 GCPR-domain-containing protein. The transcript is spliced from 8 exons. Gene Ontology annotation, biological process: G protein-coupled receptor signaling pathway; gamma-aminobutyric acid signaling pathway. Lineage: Eukaryota; Fungi; Chytridiomycota; Chytridiomycetes; Spizellomycetales; Powellomycetaceae. Gene Ontology annotation, molecular function: G protein-coupled GABA receptor activity. The coding region runs from base 98 to 2113 and encodes 671 amino acids. The record is from RefSeq and is a predicted model, not a curated record. Gene Ontology annotation, cellular component: membrane; G protein-coupled receptor heterodimeric complex.